Trichoplusia ni (cabbage looper) is the source of this 2100-nucleotide messenger RNA. RefSeq lists its product as uncharacterized. The record is from RefSeq and is a predicted model, not a curated record. Gene Ontology annotation, molecular function: serine-type endopeptidase activity. Bases 134 to 2026 code for a protein of 630 amino acids. Gene Ontology annotation, biological process: proteolysis. NCBI's taxonomy places the organism in Eukaryota, Metazoa, Arthropoda, Insecta, Lepidoptera, Noctuidae. The transcript is spliced from 12 exons.
CAGAAAGAAAAAACCGUUCAUGAUGUCUCAAAACAAUUGUUUUCAAGCAAUGACAGACAAACAGACAUGUUUACCUCUACGGAACAAACAUAGUGCCGAAGUAAAUUCCUUCGAUCCAAUUACCUAGUGAUUAAUGAGCGGUCGUAAGAAAGGUAUUACGGUGUCGGUGAAGUGUGGCGGGUAUGGCCGAUUGGAUAUUACGGCCGCCAUCAUGAGUCCGAGGACACUGCUGGUCUUCAAACUCUUGCUGGUUUUGGUUGGGUCUACAUCAGCAGGCACGCCAUGCGACCUGUCCAUCACAGGGAUAGUCGAUGAAGGCAACUUGGGCCAGACCAGUGACUUUAACUGGCUUGGAGUACUCAGAGUGCAUAUACAUGAUGACGAAACAGUUCAAGUGGCAGUGACGGGGAUUGUCCUCAUCAAGCCUAAGUAUGUUCUCGCCAACGCUGAUGACAUCGUCAGAAUCCCUAAACGAAUCUUUGAUACGGACUCGCAAGCCAUGUUCCUGGGAGUGGAGGACACGCCGUGGUACUGCAAGCCGGUGUCGUACGUCACGCACCCGGAGUACGAGUACCAAACGUACAACACCAUCGCCAUCGUCGAGCUCAAUAUAGAAGACGCUACGAAUUAUCCUCUAAAUCCGAUUUGUUUGCCGGUUCAAUCGCUGAACACAUCUAAUUUUCUGUAUCUCACUGGAUACACAGAUGAGAACCAACUAUUGGAAAAGGUUAUUUACAAGAUCCAGUAUAUACCGAAAGAAUCUUGCGAAGAGUUUUACAACAGGGCCGGGCUGUCAGCUAAGGACCGUGUGCCGUCGAGCUACAUCUGCGGCUUCUCGCCGUUCAACAAGACGCACUGCGUGUGGGACAACGGCAUGGCGCUCGUCUCCAACGCCUCGGGCUGGUUCAGUCUGAUCGGUUUCGGUGUCCGCGGGCCGGGGUGCGCAGCCCCCGCGCGGUUCAUCGACCUCAACACCUACUUCACCUGGAUCAACUCCGUCACUACGCAGGAGACGGAGAUGUACGACUCUCCUGACUACAGGAGACUGGGCGCCGAUGACGUCGAGUAUAUCCCCACACAUGACCUGUAUCGUCCAGCUGAGUCUCGUAAACACAUAGAGCCUGAUCAGGUGUUCAUGGACCGGGAGUACAUCCCGUACCCCUUCGAUGUGAGGAAACUAAAACAGUUUGAGAUUGUUCCUACCGACGACAACGCCCUCGCUAUUUUUCCCAUUAACGAGAAGUUGGAGAUGCACGUGCACGCCUGCGACAAGACCAAGGAGCUGAUGUAUGCGGAGUACUUCGAACUGCACGUGACCGGCGACUCCAGGGGCAUCGCGCUUUAUAAGCUGUCGUUGUAUGACGUCAUUUACAAGGUGUGCGUGUGUGUUCUGCUCAAAGUGGAAGCUGAAAGCCGCACAGAUGCUGUGCUCUCCUUUAAGGAAGAGUUUGACUUCAGUCUGGGCACACAGCUCACGGACUCCAGCGAAACGCCCGAGGAACUGUUCAGGUACUACCCAAUCAUCGAGAGAACCACCGAGCCCGACCCCAACACCACCGUGUGGGCACCAAACCAAAACCUCAAGCCGCGAUACCUCAAGGGCAAUAUGAAGAGCGGCACCGUCCUCAACUACGACCUCUACAUCAAAUUCGAAUUUAAUGGAACAGCUAAACUCAAGUUCGAAUUGUAUGCGAAGCCACCCAUCCAGGCCACUCCGGCCCCCACGGAGUCAUCGCGAAGGUCGAACUUUGGGAAUCAGCAAUUGAGGGUUGCUAAGAAGAAGAAGAAGGAGAAAUUGGGUAAGAAGAAGAUGGCACACGAGUGGGGGUUGGGGUUGAAUAACAGGAUCUCGAGUCGUAGGGUGGACAGCAGGGUGAGGCAGCCGGCGGUGACGGUGGUGGCGGACCUGGGCACCGAGGUGCAAGAGACCGUGAGCGGGAGCGCGCGCCUCGCCAGGACACCGGUGCUCGUGCUGCAACUGUGCUUGUGCUACUGUUGGAUUUUAGUGAUGAGUGAUGACAUGUAGUCGUAGUGAUCGUGUUCUAUUGUUUUGAUAGUAACUAUCGUGAAAAUGGUUCAUUAUUAAAUGAUGCAACGCCC